Protopolystoma xenopodis is the source of this 201-nucleotide messenger RNA. The record is from the annotation of a GenBank genome assembly. NCBI's taxonomy places the organism in Eukaryota, Metazoa, Platyhelminthes, Monogenea, Polystomatidea, Polystomatidae.
AUGAACCCUCUCGACAUGCGGCCUUCGACUGGACCGGCGUCGUCAUCGCGGCCAGAGCGACAAUUUCAAUUUCCCACGAGGUCUUCAAGCCGCCUGGCCAAUCACGAUCAACCAGUGCGUUUACCUCCGCCCAGGCUCGAACUCAAACCGUCGACUGUUCAAUCUGGGCUAUUUGAUGUUGCCAUGCCAAUGUCUAGUUAA